Messenger RNA from Daphnia magna, 1400 nucleotides. RefSeq lists its product as uncharacterized. The transcript has 5 exons. NCBI's taxonomy places the organism in Eukaryota, Metazoa, Arthropoda, Branchiopoda, Diplostraca, Daphniidae. Bases 166 to 759 code for a protein of 197 amino acids. The record is from RefSeq and is a predicted model, not a curated record.
AUGUUACCUUCGGAUCAGUCGUCAACGGUUUUCCAUUAGUCGUAGUGAAAGUUUGAACACAUUAAUGGCGUCGUUUGGUUGACGCCUUGAUAGCGUCUUUCCAAAAAUGGUGAAUAAAUUGUGCUUCAAAAAAUUGCUCAGUUUGCCGGGCACACUGUCUACCACAUGUUCUAUCAGAGAGUAUUUGAGCAUCAAAGGUUGCUUGGUUUGAAAUUGGUUCCCAAGUUAAAACUUGCUCACAUUUGGCCAUCAACCUGGCAGAGAAUGACGGUAAGCUUGGCCACACAGCUGUACUCCAAACAUAUGGCCAUGGCUUUAAAAUUUUUAAGAGAAGACAAAAAAACAGCGCAUUUAUUCAAUGGAUCGGAAGCUACAGAAAAGCUUACAAAGCUUAUUAAUGACACAUUUGACAUUAUGAAUGGACGACACAAGGAGUUAACUGAGGAGUGCCAUCGCAAUCCUGGAAAACGUCCAAUAAUAGCCGCAUUUGCGUCAGAUACGACUCUAGAUGGCUGGCGCUUGUCUAUCCGUAGCACCAUUGACUUGACAGAAGAGUUAUUGAAUCCAAAAAACCCUUUAGAGAAAUACGAUUUCGUACUGACAGCAAAAUGGAACCAAGACGCCUUAGAGAUGACUUUUUGGGCGCAUACGUUCAGUCGAUACACAUCCAACGGCUGCAAGUUUUCUACAUAUUAUCAGGAUGAUGUCAUUGUACACACCCGCGAAGAUACUAUUGCGGAACGCAAAUGUAGAAAAUGAUGACCAUAUUAGGGUGCUCGUCGAUUUUAAGGAGUGUCUCAUUAAAAAAUUCCCCGACAAUGCUAAGGCUGCUACUGAUUUAAGGGUAGCAAUGAAAGAUGAUUUAAUGGAAGAGCUGGGAAAGCGUUACGUGAACGAGUUGCCCUUGUCCAAAGAAGAUAGAAUCGGUAACUUUCUCAUAUACGAUGUAGCAGGUUACAUGGUGAAAACGAGAGAAAACCUUUUCGAGUGUGAGGCAUGCAGACAGACCGUAAUUACCAAAGAAGCAGAUCUACCAAGUGAUUUUGACGCAGAUGCAUACACGAGAGCUCGAACCAAAGGUGGACUGGUGUUUGUCACCCUGUCAAUGUACCAAACUUUGUGCGCAAUUGAAAAAGUUGUCUCAAACCACUUUAAGUCACUUAAUCAUAUUUAUAUCACUGAUACAUUCCAAGAGUGUAUAGCAAAAGUUAAAUUAACCAAUGUACUGCCCCAUUGUAAUAUGGGAACUUUAAUAAUGGAGUAUGUAAAAGUGAGAUAUUAUUUUGAAUCUAAACGUUUGAAAGAUGUUUUAUUGUCCAAAGAACAAACAACAGUCCAGGCGAGUUUCAAACUGGCCAAAAAUGCCCAUACAAGAAAUUUAAUACAAAGUAAUACUUAAA